This is a messenger RNA of Periconia digitata, 1240 nucleotides long. The record is from the annotation of a GenBank genome assembly. NCBI's taxonomy places the organism in Eukaryota, Fungi, Ascomycota, Dothideomycetes, Pleosporales, Periconiaceae.
CAAGUACAACUCGUCAUGUCCAAGCCUCCAACACCAAGAUGCCAGUCUGUACAGCCACACCGGUCAGUGUGGGGAUACCUUGUCCGUAAUCAGCCAUUCACUAGCCGACGACAAUGUGCUGGCUCCCUACGAGAGAUAUAGAUGGCAGGAUCGGACCGUGAACAUCUGUUCAUUUCUGCCUCCACCUCUUCCAAUGACUGCCCCUUUCCCCUCCACAGAAGACCACAUCUACUACAUCGCAAACAGCAUUGCCCAGUACUACAUCGAACGCACCAACUGGAGCACAUGGCAUUUCUGGGACUACUACCGGCGACUCCCCCUCCUCCGCGAUGAAGCGACGGGCACGGAGCGCGCCCAGGCCGUCAGCGCCGCGCAGAGCUGGUGUGCAACGGCACCGUACGGAUCCUGCGUAGAUAUUGCCCUGCAAACCACGACGGCCUUACGACACGCACUGUACCGCGUACCUGAACUCCAGCACUACGCAAGCCAUGUCCGGACCCUUGCGCGAGCAGGCUCUGCCAAUCAAAACGACCUGACGCACUGCAUAACGGCUCUCUUGGCGAACUCCUUCUGCGUCGUGAUCGACUUCAGCUGCAACCACGAGGCUAUGAUGAUCCCGCUGGGCGGGUCCGUCACCUCCAUGCCCUACCACAACAUGCACGGCGACGAGUUCAGAGACCAAUUGAGAUACCUCGAGCUCCCCGGCGGCGCGCGAACCAUCCAGCGCGUGCCAGCGAAUCCACGCGACGCGACCUUCUUCCACGAACACGACGAAGCCUCGCUAAUCCACAUGAUCAACGUUCGCUUGGCCAACGAGCUCGAAAACGCCCCCGGCGACAUCCCUGUCCCCAAAACCAAAAGCGUAAAAUUCCAGACUUAUCUCGAUGAGCCGCCUCGAUAUAUCCCGUGGGUACAAUUCAAUGGACGACCGUUCGCAACGACUCUCCGCAUGAAAAUCGACUUCGCCAAUCGCAAAGUGCUCAUGCAGGUUCCCUACAGAGACUGGCUGCGCUUGGAAGAGAACCGCUAUUUACUCCAAGAAGCUCGAAACGUCGGUAUCUUCGAAAGAGUCAACAACGCCGCGUGUAACCUCGUUGUAUUCCUUACUCGUCCUCGACACCGAAGCCCUAUACGACAACAACUCGACGUCAUGGCGAGAAUCGGAGUCGAGCAUGAUUUAGACGAGGACCAGCUGCUUAGGAUGGUCGAUUCCAUCUACGAGGAACGCGGCCCUCCUUGA